UGGUGCAUCUUCAAAAAGAAAAGAAAUUCACGUCAUCCACGCCGUCUUGUUAGAAAGUUUAAAAGACAUUUACAACAUACGAAGCGUACUUGACGCCCAUCGGCAAUUUGCAGCGGUAAUCUGCAGCAAAUUACGUCGAUUACCGCCUCUACAAGAGUUUUUGCAACGCGUCCAAUUUAUCAGAUACUCAAAGUCUCAAUUAGAGACAAUUGGCCCCGUUGGGAACCAGAACGGACGGUAUUUGAAAAAACUGCAACAUUUGCACUGUUCCUUUGGACAACUGAGUAAGUUCAACAAUAAAAUUGCUGUUUUCUAUUAUUUAAAAUCUGAAUCAUCUCUAGAAGUCGAAACGGCAUUUAAAAGUCAAGAUCCUUCUCAGGAACAAAAAGUCGACAACCCAUUAGCGGACAUGACAUUACCAAGUGCCGCUCGCGUUUACACAGACGUCAACGCGCACAAACCGGAUGAGUACUGGGAUUACGAAAAUUAUGUAGUUGAUUGGGGCAACCAGGACGACUACCAGUUAGUGCGGAAGUUGGGGCGCGGCAAGUACUCAGAGGUGUUUGAAGCCAUCAACAUCACAACCACGGAAAAGUGCGUCGUUAAAAUAUUAAAACCUGUUAAAAAGAAGAAGAUAAAACGCGAGAUCAAGAUUUUGGAGAACUUGCGUGGGGGCACUAACAUCAUUACAUUGCUGGCCGUCGUCAAAGACCCUGUUUCUCGUACACCAGCUCUGAUAUUCGAGCACGUAAACAACACGGACUUCAAACAACUAUAUCAGACGCUAACAGAUUACGAAAUUCGUUACUACCUUUUUGAGCUACUUAAAGCGUUGGACUACUGCCACAGCAUGGGUAUAAUGCAUCGGGACGUGAAGCCUCACAAUGUUAUGAUUGAUCAUGAAAAUCGUAAGCUACGCCUUAUUGACUGGGGACUUGCUGAGUUUUAUCACCCAGGACAGGAGUAUAAUGUGCGUGUGGCAUCUCGCUACUUUAAGGGUCCCGAACUUCUUGUCGACUACCAAAUGUACGAUUAUUCGUUAGACAUGUGGUCUUUGGGCUGUAUGCUCGCCUCAAUGAUUUUUCGCAAGGAACCAUUCUUUCAUGGUCAUGACAACUACGAUCAACUAGUGCGCAUCGCCAAGGUGCUGGGAACCGAAGAACUAUACGCCUAUCUUGAUAAGUACAAUAUUGACCUAGAUCCACGGUUCCACGACAUUUUACAGCGUCAUUCCCGCAAGAGAUGGGAAAGAUUUGUUCACUCGGACAACCAACAUUUGGUGUCCCCAGAAGCAUUGGAUUUUCUAGAUAAACUUCUGCGUUAUGAUCACGUCGACCGUCUCACGGCUCGCGAGGCCAUGGCGCACCCGUAUUUUCUGCCUAUUGUAAACGGACAGAUGAAUCCCAAUAAUCAGCAAUAAUGGUAGGUUUCUUUAUCAAAGCAGAACUGCAGAGUAUAAACAAAUAUUCAAAAUGCGAUAACCGAAGCUAGGUGCAAAGAUCAGCAUCUUAAAAACAAAUUUAAACUUGGACCUUAUUAACAUCUACGUUUUCAGCGGGGCAUGUCUUAGAGGUUGUGCUCACAGCCAAGAAUAUUGCGUGAUCUUUUUUUUACCACCACGCCUACAAAUAUUUAAAUAAUACAAAAUAAUAGUAUAAAAAGCAGAGUGAAAAGAGAAAGACUUCAUUACUAAACACGCCUAGCAAAACUGUUGUUAAGAGAAAACCCCGACAUUUUGAAGCAGAUUAAAUAAAAUGCAAACAAUUUAAAUACAAAUAUGAAAACAGCAAAAUAUUUCUGUACGAACAAAUAAACAAUGGCAAAACUUCACUUAUCAACGUA
Messenger RNA from Scaptodrosophila lebanonensis, 1842 nucleotides. RefSeq names its product casein kinase II subunit alpha (gene CkIIalpha). Lineage: Eukaryota; Metazoa; Arthropoda; Insecta; Diptera; Drosophilidae. The coding region runs from base 410 to 1420 and encodes 336 amino acids. Gene Ontology annotation, cellular component: protein kinase CK2 complex; nucleus; cytosol. Gene Ontology annotation, molecular function: protein serine/threonine kinase activity; ATP binding. Gene Ontology annotation, biological process: protein phosphorylation. The record is from RefSeq and is a predicted model, not a curated record. The transcript has 3 exons.